This is a messenger RNA of Scutellospora calospora, 219 nucleotides long. NCBI's taxonomy places the organism in Eukaryota, Fungi, Glomeromycota, Glomeromycetes, Diversisporales, Gigasporaceae. The record is from the annotation of a GenBank genome assembly.
AUGGAUAAAUAUUUACAUGCUAUUCUACUUAGAAUGGAAAAGAAAUAUUGUUUAGAAGAAGUUAAUGAAGAAUGUAUUAUUUUGGAAUAUUCAACAAAUUCUUCAGUUAUAGUUAUAUUCUUCCAAGUUUUAAAUUCAGUUUGUAGCUUAUCAAUUAUGUUAUUUCAUGUUAUAUUUGACUAUGCUCUUAUUGCUUUUAUCUUAGAUCUAACAAAGUAG